AUGUCCGCAACUCCAAUCGUGAGGUGGGGCGUGGGUCUCUCGGCCGCCGUGGCCGUGGUCGCCCUGGCAGUCGUUCGCCUCCAACAGCCUCUCACGGGCGACGUCUCUGAUGCCCAAACGUACUGCUACCAGGGCAUCCGGACGCACGAUGAGGAUCAGCCUUUGGCUCAGUGCUUCACUGUGUCGGGUGGGAAAUUCACUCGUGUUUUCCCGUGGGACGACGCCAAGUUGACCACCAAGGCUGGCUACAUCAUCCCCGGCUUGUGGGACGGCCACGGUCAUCUGAUCCAGUACGGCGAGUUUCUCUACUCGGCCGACUUGUUUGGGGCUUCCACUCUAGAUGAUGUGAAAGGACGCCUCAGGAACUAUGUUGACAGCCAUCCCGAUGCCGGCACCAAAGACGAAUGGAUUCGAGGUAUUGGUUGGGAUCAGAAUGUGUACGGCAGGAUGCCUACUGCCGCCGACAUUGAAGAAGAUGAGCUCCUCAAGGGGAAGUACUUUAUGCUCGACCGGAUUGACGUGCACUGUACGUGGGUCUCACAAGCGGUACUCGACCUCCUUCCCGCAGACAUCCCCGAUGUUCCAGGCGGUGAAAUUGUUCGCGAGCCGGGCAUGGGUGUCUUCUGCGACAACGCCAUGGACUUGAUCUACAACCUGUGGCCGAAGCCUGGCCCCGAGAAGAAGCGUGCGUUUGUUGCGGCCGCCAUGGCGAAGCUCAAUGAGGUCGGCCUGGUUGGCAUGCACGACGCCGGCGUUUUCCCGGAUCAACUCGACCUAUACGCCGAUAUGGCACACACGGAUGACUGGACUGUUCGUGUUUACGCCAUGCUGGAGUGCGCCCAACGCAACACCUUUUGCCCAGAUGACGCCGCGCGUGUCUUCAGGGAGGAUGACAUGUUUAGCGUUAAGUCCGUGAAGCUCUUUGCGGACGGCGCUCUUGGUAGCUGGGGAAGUGCCAUGAUCGAGCCCUACAGCGACCGCCCUGAUACUGCCGGCUCUCUUCUCGUCAACGGCUCGACUUUGAAGCAACUUGGCAGGUCUUGGGCAUCUGUUGGCUACCAGGUCAACAUCCACGCCAUCGGUGACCUGGCAAACCGCUAUGCCGUUGACGCCCUGGAGGCUGGUCUCCGAGAUGCCUGUCCCGAGGGAGAUCUCGCCGAAUGCCAGGCCAACCGCCGCUUCCGCAUCGAGCAUUCGCAAAUCAUCCACGAGGACGACCAGAGAAGGAUCCACGCCAUCGGGAUCCUCCCCUCCAUUCAGCCAACACACGCGACUUCGGACAUGAAGUACGCCGAGCUGCGCCUGGGUCCCGAGCGCACCAAGAGGGAAGCCUACCGCAUGCGCUCGCUCCUCGACAUUGGCCCUAUCCUCGGCAGCGACUUCCCCGUAGAGCCGCCCAACCCUUUCCAGGGCAUCUACGCCGCUGUUGCGCGGAAGAGCCCCCACACGGGUUACGGCGUGAACGGGAGCGCCGAGGGGUGGCACAUGGAGGAGGCUCUGAGUUUGGACGAGGCCCUGUUAGGGUUCACCAAGGGCCCGGCUUUUGGCGCCUUCAUGGAGGGGCGAGCCGGCGUCAUCAAGGAGGGCGCUCUGGCAGACUGGGUUGUGCUGGACGAGCCGCUCGAGACCAUGGACAUUGAGGACAUUCGCGAUCUGAAGGUGAAGGAGACGUGGGUUGGUGGGAAGCAGGUUUACGAACGCGUUUAUGAUUAG
Messenger RNA from Colletotrichum spaethianum, 1713 nucleotides. RefSeq names its product putative amino-acid permease. The record is from RefSeq and is a predicted model, not a curated record. Gene Ontology annotation, molecular function: hydrolase activity, acting on carbon-nitrogen (but not peptide) bonds. The coding region runs from base 1 to 1713 and encodes 570 amino acids. Lineage: Eukaryota; Fungi; Ascomycota; Sordariomycetes; Glomerellales; Glomerellaceae. The transcript has 3 exons.